GAAAGGUUGGAGUGACUGUAAUUGUGACAAAGCAACAAUGUCUUCAGUUGAGUAUUUGAGAGGGUUUGUCAGCGAGAGACUAACUGCUGCUGCUGAAGAAAUAUUGGGAGUUUUUGAGAAAACUAUCGUCGAGUACGAGAAAGAGAUCGACCGUCAGCGCAGACUGUUGGAUAUAGUUUGGAAACCGGAAGUAAGGUUAUACAGGACAGAGCUCCCACAGCAAGAUGUGUGUAAGGAGGAGGAGGUUGUCGCUGAGCAGCAGCUCUGUAUUGAGGAGAGGAGCUCCAGUGUGGACCAAGAGGAGCCAGAGCCUCCACAGAUUAAAGAGGAAGAGGAGGAAGUGUGCAACAGUCAGGAGGCAGAGCAGCUUGAAGUGAAGCAGGAGACUGAGACCUUUCUAGUGACUCGUAGUGAUGAGGAAAGUGAGCAGCAGCUCCUCUGUCACAGCUCUCAUGGAGCUGAGAGUGAAGAUGAGGAAGGAGACGAGCAAGGAGACUCAACAUCAAGUGGAGAAGCAGAGCCAGAACAACAGAGUCAACAUCACAAGCGCAGAAGUCACACUAAGCGUGUAGACAACCCCAACUUAUCAGAGACUGAUCAUAAUACUCACACAGGUAAAACACCUUUUAAAUGUGACACUUGUGGGAAAAGUUUCAAGUUUAAGUGUCAUUUUAAACCACACCUGAGAAUCCACACAGGAGAGAGGCCGUUUAAAUGUGAGACAUGUGGGAAAGGAUUCACUCGGACAAAUGAUUUGAAAGCUCAUGCAAGAAUCCACACAGGUGAGAGACCAUAUUCUUGCAAGACCUGUGGAAAAGAUUUUCGACGGAAUAAUGCCUUGUUAGUCCACAUGAGAAUCCACACAGGUGAGAAGCCGUAUUCUUGCAAGACAUGUGGAAAGGAUUUCAGAUGCAGUUAUCAAUUGUUACUCCACAUGAGAAUCCACACAGGUGAGAAGCCAUAUUCUUGCAAGACAUGUGGAAAGGAGUUCAGACGCAGUUGUAAUUUGUUGGCCCACACGAGAAGAGCCUGCACCAGUAAGAAUCUGUACCUUUGCAAGAUCUGCGGGAAAAGAUACUUUGAUGAGUCUCAUUUGAUAAACCACAUGAAAUCACAUACAGGCAAGUAGCCUUGUAUUUCAGAAAACAUAUAGGAGACAAUUCAGUUCUCAUGGCUCAUGGUUUAAAUUCACAGGAACUCAGAGAAGUGAGGAGCCACAGAAUAAUAGCAUGUUGAAAAACACACUUGAAAAACCUCCUAACACCACUUGCCAUCUCGGGUCUUGUCUUUUUUUGUGUGUGUGAUCUUUAAUUUGAUAUUUUUUUGGUAUUUUGUAAAUGCAUCAACGCCACAGCUGACUACAAACUAAACUGUGGAUGAUGUACUCCAUGGUGCUGUCAACAGAUCAGCUUAUGCAGUAGUAAUGAAAAGUGAAUGAAUAUUAAUGAUCUGUGCCCAAAGACAUGUGUUCUCUUUUUUAACUCAUCUAUGUAUCCAAACACUAAAGCUUUGUGUUGUGAUGAUUUAACAAUAAUAAACCCUCUAGAGGUGUUGGAUCACUUACGUUUUCAUCCUGCCUACCAGUUCUUUUUUUGUCUGCAGCAUUUCUCUGAGCUGUGUAUUGUCAUGUAUUAUGGUUGGUAAUGUGUUUAGAAGAGACAGGGGAAUAGGACGAGGGGGUGGAUUAUUGGUUUAUGUAAACGACUGUCUAAAGUGUAAAUUAAUUGAAUGGCCAGCAGAAAUAGAUAUUGAAUGUAUUGGUCUCAACAUAACUAUUUCGCCUGAAAUGUCUUUUACUUUGAUAUGUCUGUACUGACCUCCUUCCUCUAAAAAUACAUUUUAUGAUCAACUUCAAACUAUU
Messenger RNA from Epinephelus fuscoguttatus (brown-marbled grouper), 1861 nucleotides. RefSeq names its product zinc finger and SCAN domain-containing protein 2-like. The transcript is spliced from 3 exons. Gene Ontology annotation, molecular function: RNA polymerase II cis-regulatory region sequence-specific DNA binding; DNA-binding transcription factor activity, RNA polymerase II-specific. Lineage: Eukaryota; Metazoa; Chordata; Actinopteri; Perciformes; Serranidae. The coding region runs from base 38 to 1129 and encodes 363 amino acids. The record is from RefSeq and is a predicted model, not a curated record. Gene Ontology annotation, biological process: regulation of DNA-templated transcription.